Molecule: messenger RNA, 858 nt
Organism: Dentiscutata erythropus
Lineage: Eukaryota; Fungi; Glomeromycota; Glomeromycetes; Diversisporales; Gigasporaceae
Source: the annotation of a GenBank genome assembly
AUGGAAAUUAUGAGUAAGCUCGUAAAUGUAGUUUUGUUUGGUCUCACUGGGAGUGGUAAAUCCACUGUAGCUAAUAUGCUAUAUAAUGGUGACAUUAAAAAUGAAAAUACAUUCAAAAUUGAUGAUACUGUAGAAGGAGUAACUAAUCAAAUUAGUUAUGUAAAUAAUGGAAAAUUUGGAGUAUUCGAUAUGAUGGGAGUUGAUGAAGGAUCUCCGAGAACUAAUGUGACCAUCCGAAGAAUCAGGGAAUAUUUCUCACAACUAGACAUUUCAUUAAAUUACAUAUGCUAUGUCCACAAGAAAGGUAGAAUUAAUGAAAAUGAUUGCGAAAAAUUCAAAGAAUUUGAGGAUACAUUUAAGGAUGGAAAGAAAAAUAUUAUUAUUAUAAUCACCCACUGUGAUCAAAAAUGGAUUAAUGAUAAAAACUUGAAAGCAAUAAAAGGAAAAUUUGGAAAUUAUCCAGUUAUUGGGGUCGAUUUUCCUUAUGAUAAUAUGGAUGAAGAAGAAAGAGAAAAAAGGGUACAAAGCUUGUCCCAUUUGCAAAAUAACUUCAAAUCCUUAAAUUAUAAGGGCAUUAGCACAGAAGUUUUAAAUUCAUCCGAUGUUUUGGAGGAACAAAUAGAAAAUGUUGUUGGAUUCGUUCCAAUCGUCAAUGUCCCAUAUCAAAUACUUUCUUCAGGAAUUUAUUAUAUGAAAGGAAAGCCAAAGUUUUCAAAAAAACGUCUAGAUAAAGCAGCUGUAAAUGCAUUGCUUCAUAUUGCAGUGCCCGCUGCGACGGUGGGAAUGGUAGAAGUGGGUGUGGGUGUUGUAACAACGGGAGCGGCAAUAGCAUCUGCAAUGAAUCCGUCGUCUUUUAUA